AAUUAAUUUAUUUUUAGCUAAACAUUAAAAAUAAUUGAAAUGUUGGACAAAAUUUACAAAAAAGGUGACGAAUUUCCGGCUCGUGGUAACACUAACCUACUUCGGUUUUAUAGCAGCCCAACAUGUCCAUUCUGCGAGCGAGUUAAAUUGGUCUUGGUUGCUAAAAAUAUUGAGUAUGAAACAAUCAACGUGAAUCUAGUUGAUUCACCUGACUGGAUUCGCGAGCGUAACCCAGGGGGACAAUUGCCCAUCAUAGAGUUUGGACCGGACAACAAAGUGCUAUACGAGUCGCUAAUAGUGUGCCAAUACCUGGACGAGGCGUACCCCGAGACCCGACCCCUACAGUCCCGGGACCCGUACGAGAAGGCCAGGGAUCUGAUAUUUAUUGAGCUAUUUAGCAACUUAUGGGGUCCCGCAUCCAGACCUUUCUUUAUGUCGGCUGAUUUGUCGGCCGAUUGGCCACAGAUUGUCAAUGGAUUCAAAAAGUUAGACAAAUUGUUAGCCGACAAAAAAGGAACAGAGACAUUUUUAUCAGGUGCGACACAGCCCGGGCUCGUCGAUUACAUGAUAUGGCCCUCCAUUGAACGCCUUCCGCUAUUUGUAGACAUCGCGGGUCAUAACGGGGCUGACUAUUUGCGGCGAGAGUUGCCAACUGUCAACAAUUACAGGAGACAAAUGUCUGGCAACACUACUGUUCAGAGUGCUGGCCUACCCGUAGAGACCUUUAUGGAAAAUAUGCGCGAUCCGUACCCACCGCGGCUUAACCCCGAUGUGUUGCGGGUAUACAGCCAACAAAACAGUCCGUUCGCUUACCGGGUGCUCAUG
Molecule: messenger RNA, 825 nt
Organism: Medioppia subpectinata
Lineage: Eukaryota; Metazoa; Arthropoda; Arachnida; Sarcoptiformes; Oppiidae
Source: the annotation of a GenBank genome assembly